Molecule: messenger RNA, 860 nt
Organism: Vespula vulgaris
Lineage: Eukaryota; Metazoa; Arthropoda; Insecta; Hymenoptera; Vespidae
Gene: Bet5
Product: trafficking protein particle complex subunit 1
Exons: 4
Coding region: 274-711 (145 amino acids)
Biological process (GO): endoplasmic reticulum to Golgi vesicle-mediated transport
Cellular component (GO): TRAPP complex
Source: RefSeq, a predicted model, not a curated record
UUGCGCGCGCGCGCCUGUGUUUGUGUGCGAGAGAAAGAGAGAGACAGAAAGAGAGCGAGAGAGAGCGAGAGAGAGAGAGGGAGAUAAAAUGAGAGCUAGAAGACGAAGCAAGCACGAAGCAGAGGAUGGUUGAACCGGAAGAGGGAUGCGGAGAUACGAUAGAAGAAUGAAUGCAUCGGAACACGAGAUGGAAGCACUGAAUUUCUAAGGAGAAAGAAAGACAGCAGACAAAAAGAGAAGACUGCACUUAGGUGCAGCUUGAUACGUACGAUUAUGACAAUUCACAAUUUGUAUAUAUUUUCAAGAAAUGGCUUGUUAUUGUAUUAUGCUGAAUGGAAUAGACUGAAUAAAUCGGGAAUUACAAAAGAAGAGGAAGCAAAGCUGAUGUAUGGAAUGUUAUUCUCUAUAAAGUCUUUUGUAAGUAAAAUAUCACCGUUGGAUCCAAAGGAAGGAUUUUUGUAUUAUAAAACAAGUAAAUAUACUCUACAUUAUUUUGAAACACCAUCUGGCUUAAAGUUUGUUUUAAAUACGGACAAUGCAACACAAAAUGCGAGAGAAUUGUUGCAACAAUUGUAUCGCGAGGUAUAUUUGGAGUAUGUAGUGAAGAAUCCUCUUUGUCAACUGAAUGAACCUAUUCAGAGUGAAUUGUUCAAGUUAAAAGUAGAUGAGUUAUUAAAAAAAUCACCAUUAUUUUUAAGCAGAUCAUUAUAGUCAAUGAAAUUAAAAAAUAUACUUGUAUAAUUAGAGUUAUAAGAUGUUAUUAUCAUAAAAAAAUUAUUUUUUUAUAGUACCUUAUUCAUUUUAUAUAUUUAUGUUAUAAUAUAUAAAUUACUUGCAUAAGAAAACUUAUUGAAAGUAAA